This is a messenger RNA of Symbiodinium sp. CCMP2592, 879 nucleotides long. Lineage: Eukaryota; Dinophyceae; Suessiales; Symbiodiniaceae. The record is from the annotation of a GenBank genome assembly.
AUGCUGCGUGUGUCCUCGUUGCUGGUGGUCGCAGCUGCACAUUGGCCUGAAAGUCGGGGGCCAUGGUUUGGUGACCUUGGUGAUCUUCCUAGCAUUCUUGGGCUCGCGACAUCCAAGCUAUCAGCAAGCACCCGUAUGGGCGCAUGCACCCUGAUCAGCAAGAGCACCAUUUGUGAUGAUACAGGCCGCGGUGAGCCAGUUCAACGCCUGGUCUUCCAGCCUUCGGUUGGAAACUGCAUGAACAUCAACACGGCUCUGCGCCAAGUUGUGAUGGUGAGAGGGCGCAUGUACUCACCCACGCCCUGCCGGGUGGACAAUACUUUCGACCUCAUCAUCCGGGUGUAUCGGAAUGGCACGGUCUCGCGCUGGCUGGACAGCGUGACGCCUGGCACUGCGGUGGAGCUAACCCCAUUCCCGCCCAAGUUGCCAGCGAACCGCCGCAACCCGGGGCCGCGAGUGGGGCUGGUAGCUUACGGCGUGGGCAUCACCGAGCUAUAUUGGACGGCGGUCGAGGAGCUGAAAGACCCUAAGGUCGAGCAGGUGGUGCUGCUUUACGCCACCCGAACCCUCGACGAGCAGGCCGUCUAUGGCCCAGAGCUGGACGAGCUCGCACAGAAGGAGCCGCGCUUCCGCUUGGUGCGGCUAUUGUCCCGUGAAUGCAGCCCCGUGGCACUCAGUGGCCGUGUGAAUGCCACGCUUCUCUCCGAUGUCUUCCCGUGGUCUCACGAGCAAUGGCGCUCCACAGCCCGCUUCACCGCUGCCGGAUCAAAGGAGAUGAUGACUGCAACUUACGAAUGGCUUGCCGAACUGGGAUACCCGCCAGACUCUAGCAAGCUGAUCCGGGACCUAUCGUUUGCUUCAUUUUUCGGCUCUCGCUGA